Fundulus heteroclitus (mummichog) is the source of this 875-nucleotide messenger RNA. RefSeq names its product LIM zinc-binding domain-containing Nebulette. The record is from RefSeq and is a predicted model, not a curated record. Lineage: Eukaryota; Metazoa; Chordata; Actinopteri; Cyprinodontiformes; Fundulidae. Gene Ontology annotation, molecular function: actin filament binding. Gene Ontology annotation, cellular component: focal adhesion.
GAUGGAGCUCGGAUAGGACAAAACAGGAGGCGCACGGUGCUCGACGAGCCACCUCUAAAUGCUCAUUUGCAACCACUUUAAAACAGCUGCGUCAAUAUUUGUUGGAUAUAUUCAAAUUACACAUCUCUCUCCACUGAAUCCUCUUAUGAGUAUCUAUUUAUUAAAUGUUCAUUAAGGAGGGGUGGCGGGAAAUGACCCAAAUUGUAGAUUUCCUUCUCCUCCUCGCUGCGCACGGGCACGCGCGUCGUAAGGAAGAAGAGGAGGGCGUCGGGGGCGCGCUUUCCGUGUCUGGUUAGUGGACUGACAGCCAGCUGUGCGGCUUCAACAACAAUCUCCUCUGCUACGUACGGCUAGAUUCUGGUUUUGGUCUGCCGCGGAUCACAUCUGUCCCCCUGCAGCUGGUCUUCCAAAGCCGAAGCUCGACAGUUUUGGCCCGUAUCGUCGCCGGGUUGUCUGCUAGCCAGCUAAGAAGAGCGUUUCCCCCCCAAACAUGAAUCCGUUGUGUGGCAGAUGUAAUCAAGUCGUUUACCCCACGGAAAAAGUGAACUGUCUGGAUAAGUACUGGCAUAAAGGAUGCUUCAGCUGCGAGGUCUGCAAAAUGACUCUAAACAUGAAGAAUUACAAAGGCUUCGAGAAGAGACCAUACUGCAACGCACACUACCCCAAGACAAACUUCACCUGUGUGGCCGAUACUCCAGAGAACCUCCGCCUCAAACAGCAGACCAAGAUGCAGAGCCAGGUUCACUACAGGGAGGACUUUGAGAAGAAUAAAGGCAAAGGUUUCAGCGUGGUGGCAGACACGCCGGAGAUGCAGAGAAUUAAGAAAACGCAGGACCAAAUCAGCAAUAUCAAAUACCACGAGGACUUUGAGAAGA